Messenger RNA from Pistacia vera, 1062 nucleotides. RefSeq names its product fasciclin-like arabinogalactan protein 12. The transcript has a single exon. The coding region runs from base 1 to 858 and encodes 285 amino acids. NCBI's taxonomy places the organism in Eukaryota, Viridiplantae, Streptophyta, Magnoliopsida, Sapindales, Anacardiaceae. The record is from RefSeq and is a predicted model, not a curated record.
AUGAAACAAAGUUUCUUCUCCUUUUCAAUUCUCCUCCUCUUUCUCCUCCAAUGCACCACAACUGUAGCCCAGCCAAUCCCAGCUCCAUUACCUCCUCCAACUCCACCAAGCCCUACCGCAUCUCCUCCAGCUCCACCACUCCCCACCAGCUCACCUCCAGCUCCACUGGUACCCGCUGCUGCUCCAGGUCCAUCUGGCCCCACCAAUGUCACCAAAAUCCUUGAAAAAGCCAAGGGAUUUUCCCUCUUUAUUCGUCUCUUAAAAUCCACCUCAGUGGCUGACCAGAUUGAGAAACAACUCAAUGACUCAAGCAAUGGCGUCACCAUCUUUGCACCAACUGAUGGUGCGUUUUCUAGUCUUAGUUCAGGCGUUCUCAAUUCCUUAAACGACGAAGAAAAGGAAGAAUUAGUCCAAUUUCAUGUAAUCUCUUCAUACAUCCCUCUGUCACAGUUUCAAACCGUGAGUAACCCACUAAGAACAAAUGCAGGAGACACAAGUAAAUACACCUUUCCACUUAAUGUGACCGCGUAUCCAAAUUCAGUUAAUAUCUCAACAGGUAUUACCAACACUAGUUUGUCAGGUACUGUAUACAGUGAUGGGCAGCUAGCAAUUUAUCAAGUAGACAAAGUGCUUCUUCCCUGGAACAUUUUUGGCGCCAAGCCUCCAGCACCAGCAUCUUCACCAACAAAACGUAAGAAGGAGAGCGAUGAUAGCACUAGCGAUGAUACUACUGUUACAGAUAGUUCAAGCGAUGAUAUAGUGAACGCCUCAGGUGCAAUUAGUCUCAAGAUCACGACCAUGCAAAAUAUGGUUUUCUCUGGGGUUGCCAUGGUUGCAGCAACAAUAUUUUCGUUAUGACUGCAAUAGAAUUUUUGUGCGUUAAGGUAGAAUUUCCUUUCUGGUAAUGGGUUAUGAUUUUGCAGAGUCAGAUUGAAUGCUGUUGAUCGACAAUAAAUGGACAUGGUGAGCUCUUUCCAAUAAUUGUCCAGUCUUAUUUAUGAACAUCUUUGUUUGAUUUUUUUUCAUAUUUCCUUUGAACUUUAAGGGUUUUUUUUUUUUUUU